Messenger RNA from Pseudomyrmex gracilis, 1824 nucleotides. It is a transcript of the gene mldr, whose product is annotated as mitochondrial ribonuclease P protein 3. Gene Ontology annotation, biological process: tRNA 5'-leader removal; mitochondrial tRNA 5'-end processing. The coding region runs from base 207 to 1784 and encodes 525 amino acids. Gene Ontology annotation, molecular function: protein binding; ribonuclease P activity. Gene Ontology annotation, cellular component: mitochondrion; mitochondrial ribonuclease P complex. The record is from RefSeq and is a predicted model, not a curated record. The transcript is spliced from 4 exons. NCBI's taxonomy places the organism in Eukaryota, Metazoa, Arthropoda, Insecta, Hymenoptera, Formicidae.
UCUAACCUGGACAUCAUCUUGGCGCUUGAUAACUCGCCUUGCGAAGUGGAUACUGUUUAUACUGUUAGAUUCUUUCAUUUUAUGUAAAGCUACGUCGCGAAUGAGCAUAAAUACAUUACUAUUUUAAAAUUGUUAUCAAUUGAAUCAAUAAUGGAAACAAAAAUAAAAACUUGUUAGAUAAAUGUUAUUUUUUCACUAUAGGUCAAAUGGCUGUAGUCUACAAGUUGUAUCAGCCGCUAUGGUCCUGGCAAUACAAAUUUUAUAGAAGCACAUGCCUGUUAAAGCAAAUAGCAAAUACUAGAAAAAUUUUUCCUUUAAACAUUAUUAUUUCUCAAAAUGUUGAUAUCUGUAACAGAAUCAUGAACGAAGAUAUCUCAAAUACAGAAUGGCAAAGUAUACGAGAAAACUUUCUCCAACUUGAAAAAGUAACACCUGCUGUAGUAGAUUCUACAAUUAUGGAUAUAUGUCUUCAGAAACUCCAUGUAGACAAUGCUAUUAGAUAUUUCAAAUUUCUUAGAGAAUACAAUUAUUCCUUAAAUGUGGGAAUACUUGGAAAAUAUCUAAGACUCUAUUGUAUGAAACAUGAUUCACUGACUGAUAUGGAUAAAGCAGAAAUUGUUGAAACUUAUAAUGCCUUGAGGGAAAAAUACCCUUAUUUAGAUUCUAUCACAGCUGAACAUUGCAUAAUAAGCCUGUGUUUAACAGAUCAGUGGGAAAGAGCAUUUGAAUUGAUAGAAAUGAUGAAGCUUACUAACUCUCCAGGCACAGCUGUAUAUUCUGCAUUAGCUAGUGCAGCAUUUAAAAAUAGAAGACCUGAUGUUGCAUGGAAAGCAAUGUCAGCAAUAGCAUUACGCAAUCUGAUUCCACAAACUAUUGCAUAUAAAUCAUAUUUGACAUAUUGUGAGUUGGAGGGAACAGCAGAGGCAUUUAGCAGCAGACUAGAAGAAAUGUUAAAAUUUUGGUCUGAAUACAACAUUGUGCCACAAUAUAGCAUCAUACAUAUGUAUGCUAGUACAGCUACAAAGUAUGGCUGGUCAUCAGCAUCUACAAUAAUGUCCAACAUAAAAUGUUGCAAACAUUGUGGUCAUUCUUUAUCCAAGAUAACAUUCAACAAACAAAAUUUCCAAGAACUAGCUGAAUUCUUCAUGAACAGAGUGAUCAUAGGAUCAGAUAUUUAUCACAAGACCAAUCCAAAUGAGUUGAAUAGAUUUAAGACAUUCAUCGAAAAAACUAAACCCUAUGAUAUUGUUAUUGACGGACUUAAUUUGAUUUACAUUCAAAAAAAUGACAAGUCUAUGUCACAAGUGUUAAAAAACGUGAUUGACUAUUUCAGCACACAUAGAAAAAAGAUACUUGUGUUAACGCGCAAACAUCAAAAGAAACUGCCUAUUUUAAACUAUGUACAACAAAAAGCAACUGUCUUUUUCAUAGAUAAUUUGUCUGCUGAUGAUCCUUACAUACUUUAUGCAACCAUGGCUAGUGGACAUGAUGCAAUGUUUGUGUCACAAGAUUUAAUGCGGCAACACAAACAUAGCUUAAAAGAUAUUCGCUUGCAACAAGAUUUCACGAAGUGGCAGUGUUCGCAUCAAUAUUUAGUCAAAAAAAGUAAACCUACUUUCUAUGUACAAGAGCCUUUUAUUUUUAUGCCAACUGUGCAAAAAAAUAAUGAUUGCUGGCAUGUGCCUUAUGUCAGUGAUGACUGUACUUCUACCGAAUUGCAUGAAUUUCCAAAAUCAUGGUACUGUUUGAAACAGUUACAGAGUAAUAGACAAAUAAAGGAUUAAUAAUAAGUCAAUCUUAUUCUUUUAUUUACAUUAAAAGAAU